GCAGGUGCCCGCACCAAGAUGGCGGCUGCAUGGUCAAGGCCAAUAGGCAGCAGCAGCGGUCGAUGACGCGUCUAUGUAUAUAUGUCUAUGGGUGGAGCUUUGUUAGCUUCAAUUAGCUUCUUUUAGCCAGGCGCUGCACGUUUUUUUAUGUUUUUAUUCCACAUUGACAAACAUUUUAUCUUCUUCGAGAUCCACUAACAGCCAGAUUUCAGCGAUGGCGGCCGGCUCCUCUUUCCACUCGCGGCUCGCGUCCAUCAUGGAGGCGAUGGCCAAGUCUGCUCUGGGUCAGGUCUGCAAGCUGGUGGACGAGGACUCGGCGAAGCUGCAGCUGGAGCUGUCCCAGCUCCUGGCCACCAACUCAGCCCUGGCCAGGAAAGUAAACACCCUCGAGUGCGAGCUGACGGUCGUGAGGACGGACGCGAGCAAGUUGAGUAAAAGUUAUCGCAACGUGGGUGUGCAAACCAUCUGCUGCAGAGACGAGGAUGGCUGCGAUGUGACAAGGCCUCUGACAAUAGAGGGGAUCUUUGGAAAAGACUGGUGUAUGAACCUUUGGAAAGGCAAAGACCCGUACAGUCUGGAGAUAAGCACGGACUCACAAGCUGCACACACUCCUGAUGAGUCUGUAGGGACUCUGUCUGACCAAAUUUCCAUCACUGAGGUCAAAGAAGAGCAUGUGCAGGAUGCUGCCACUCAGUCCCAGCAGGAAACACUCAUCGCUGAAGAACAUGAACGCUUGACUGAGGAAAGAGGGCAUCCUACUUUGGAUUACGUGGUUGAGGGCAGCACUUCCAGCCUGUCGUUUGAUCAGGAUGGAGAGCAGGUUGUCUCUUCAGAUGCUAUCGAAGAACAAACUCGUUUCCAUAACAAAAGCAAGCUAAACUCACACAGGUGUGUUCCAGUAGAUCCCAUGAAGAGAACUCGCAAGUCAUGCGAGUUAUGUGAUAAGGUAUUUGCCAACCCGUCCGCGUUGAGGAUUCACUAUGUCGUCCACACGGGAGAGAAGCCGUACCGUUGCACCAUGUGUGACAAACGGUUUACACAGAAAGGCAAUCUGAAAUGUCAUCUUCGCAUCCACACUGGAGAAAAACCUUUCGUCUGCGUUAAAUGUGGGAAGACUUUCACACAGAAGGUGAAUCUCAACCAUCAUUUAAUAGCACACAGGAAUCAAGAGGUCUCUGAAGAAAAGCCUGUAGUUAAAAAACAAUUUAAAACCUAG
Molecule: messenger RNA, 1216 nt
Organism: Cololabis saira (Pacific saury)
Lineage: Eukaryota; Metazoa; Chordata; Actinopteri; Beloniformes; Belonidae
Product: zinc finger protein 470
Exons: 5
Coding region: 215-1216 (333 amino acids)
Cellular component (GO): nucleus
Source: RefSeq, a predicted model, not a curated record